This is a messenger RNA of Bacillus rossius redtenbacheri, 6976 nucleotides long. RefSeq lists its product as uncharacterized. The transcript is spliced from 3 exons. Lineage: Eukaryota; Metazoa; Arthropoda; Insecta; Phasmatodea; Bacillidae. The record is from RefSeq and is a predicted model, not a curated record. The coding region runs from base 439 to 1029 and encodes 196 amino acids.
ACUCCGGACGCACGCAGAACGCGCCCAGGUGUUGUCGCGACCGUGUCCCAGGCGUCGUGUCAGUACCGUCCUGCCCGUCAACCCUUCCCGCGUGGUCUCCCGCCCGACCGACUCCGCGAGGGUACGCCGCCGUCGAACAAGUGUCGGGGAUGGCCUGGCCCGCCAGCGGCUAGCCGCGUCUGCAUGUCUCCUUUCCCAAACCCUCUCGCCGCUAUGUGAGCUGGUGAGCGUCCGGCGACGUUGAAGAAGACACUGCGUGUGCGUGUGUGCGCGUGUGUGCGGGUUGGUGAUUCCUCAAGAACCCUUUGGACGGCUUCAGCGCGUCCUCUCGGGCCCCCCUGGGAUGACCUUCGUCGGUCCGGCGAGCUGCCCUCGGGAGUGAGUGAGGUUUCCGCCGAGGGAAAAAAAAAACAAACAAACAAACAGACGACCGGCGCCAUGUUGAACUGCACGGACCACGAGUGCAUCCUGCACAAGGAGCACUACUACCUGGUGCACCAGCACGUCCUCCAGAUGCAGCAUCACCUGCAGGAUCACCGGGAGCACCAUGCCAUGUCUUCGGACCCGGCGGAGUACCCGGAUGGCGUCACUCCACAGGCCUUCAACGAAACAGACCCAGAGCUGUCCGGACAUCAUCUGGGUGAGUUACUCACUGCCGCCUUGCAUGGCUGUUCGCGCGUCUACAUACAGACCCCAACAAAAUGGCCGCUGGUCGCUUCAUCGUUAAGCCCAACAAAAUGGCCGCUGUUCGCUUCAUCGUUAAGCCCAACAAAAUGGCCGCUGUUCGCUUCAUCAUUAAACCCAACAAAAUGGCCGCUGUUCGCUUCAUCAUUAAACCCAACAAAAUGGCCGCUGUUCGCUUCAUCGUUAAGCCCAACAAAAUGGCCGCUGUUCGCUUCAUCUUUAAGCCCAACAAAAUGGCCGAUGGUAGCUUCAUCGUUUAGCCCAACAAAAUGGCCGAUAGUAGCUUCAUUGUUUAGCCCAACAAAAUGGCCGCUGGUCGCUUCAUCGUUAAGCCCAACAAAAUGACCGAUGGUAGCUUCGAGAAAAAAAAAAAUUUAAUGUAGAAAAAGCUGAUUAGAUAUUUUUGGUGCGUCGUACACGUGUGUGCAAUAUAUACAAUCACCAGUCAAUAAUACUCGUUUUCGCUCGCGAAAUUUCAGAGUAUUGUGAAAAUCUAAACUAAUAGUUCGUGUCUUAGAAGUGUUUUAAUUUGAGAACGUAGACGAAAGUUAAGAAUUAAUAUUCGACUGAAUAGGAAGUUAUUGAGUCCUCCCUCUGAAAAUUGGUAGGACUAUCCCGGUAACAAGGCAAGCAUGCCCACUGUACGAUCUGUUCAAUUACAAAGAAGUCAUAGAAAGUGAUCAAGAGCACUAAUGCACGUGCAAAGAUAGGCUAAUACUUUUGUUUUAUGUUUUCGUGUUAACACAUGUAUGCCACGUCAAAGAAUAAUACACGUAAAAGGGAAUUAAUUGCCGAAAAAUUAUUAAACAAAACAAAUAUAAAGUUUAUGUGUUCCUUUUCAUAUGCAUUAAAUUCGGGAUAGUCAUAGUGAUAGUGGAAAAAAAACUCAUCUUGAACUAUGAUGAUUAUCUUUCAGUAACUAAAAAUGCCGUACAAAAUACCGUAUCACUAGAGUCAAGAUGUUUAAACAUAAAAAAAAGAGAAAAGAAAUGGAAGAUGUGCUUUCAGCAAUAAACUAAACUAAUCACAAUGACUAUGAGAACAGAACACGCAUCAUAUAUAUCUUACCCAUGAUUCAAUCGUGGGACGUAGUGGUUAAAACAUCGGCUGCAGCGGUAAUCUCAGGAACUACUUAUUUUCCAGUUGUCGGCGCAGUUGAACGUGUCCGAUUUGCUGGAGAGGGUAUCGGAAUGGUUACACGCUAACUUCACUUGCGCGGAGUCGAGUCACGAAAGCGACGAUAGGUCGUUGGUGGGUUCUUAUCGAGUCCAGUGGUCGACCACCGUGAUGUCUCGAAUGCACAUAAUGACGGUCCUUGAAGUUGAACCGCGCUUCGAGUGCCCCCCACACGCAAGCGCACAAGUUAAAAUAACAUGAUGAAAAAUACCCAUUUAUAAAUUACGUAAUGCGCAAAAACGCAACGCAAGCAUUGCCCAACUUUGGGCUUGCGUUUCCGAAAGCUUUGAAUGAUGGAGAUGUCAUGUGUAGAGGAGGAUACCAUUUUAUUGUUUGCACACCAUAAAGUUUUAUUUUGAAAAAAAAAAUUUCGCACAGUGAAAGCAAAUACAACUUUAAAAUCGAAUCAGCUGAAACUUUCGUAUGUUUCAAUGACAAAAUACGAGCCAUGACAAGAAGCGCGAGGGGAAAAAAAAUUGUUUUCUUCAGUUUUACAACAAAAUUGUUUUAGUGUUGGUGACGUUUAGCUUUUUACUAACGACCGUUCUUUUCUUGUGUUGGUGGCGUUGCGCGACUGAGUUUCUUGCGUGGUUUAUAAACCCGGCCAUAUCGACCUUCCGGGUACAACUCACGAGAUAACUUUCACAGUCAAUGUCAUCUGCAUGCUUGAACAAAUGUCAUUCAUUCAUUGGCUGAUGCCUGAACGUCACAUGGUGCCGAAGACAGUGUCUUCCCUCCUUAGGCGAUUAGGUUUCUGUCAUCGGUGGUGUCGAACUCGGGUAUUUCUCACUUGGAAUACGUCCCUUUGCCGGUGGGUUUCAUUGGGUAUUCCUUUUCCCACUUACAACCCACCUAUACCCUUACCCCCCCCCCCUUCCCCACCACAGUUUUCCCGCAAAUACAUACAGUCAUUCUCUAAUUACCUCGAGUACUUACUUGGGGUGUAAGAGUUCUAACUUGAUACAGUGGUUUCAUCGCAUGACCACUACAGGAGACUAUUAUUUUUUUUUAUCAUUCUAAGAUUAUUUUAGGAGUGAACUCAGUACUCCUUGGAUAAUAAUUAAUCUUCUUUGUUAAUUAAACGCGAACUUUUUUUUAAAAAAAAGGAAGAGGGAGAGGUAAAUAAAGGAAUGAUAUUUUUUAUUUAUAUGGCCGUUUCUUUGGGUAAGAUUUUGUCUCAAAAAAAAAAACCUUCGAAAAAAUUGUGAGCUAGUCUUUUCACUACUAGACAGAGAUGUGUAACAUCUUACCUCGGUAGCGAGCAAAUUCAUUUAAAUUACGAAACUCAGACAUGAAAUUUAGUUUAGAAUUCUUAAAAAUAAUGCCGAACGUGAUACAUAUACACCCAUAGUGUGUUUUCAAUUACAUUUCUGGACGCGAAUCGCACGUAGUUUGCACACCCGCCGCUAGAACUCGCUGCAGGAGCAGCUACGUCGACUGUUGAACCAUUCCAUUAGCAGACCGAAAUUUUUUAAACUGUAUAAUGAAAAAAAAAAAACUAAAAUAUUUGGAAAAAUAAACUUUUCUCUGGGUUUUGGACCUGAUUUCUGACAAAGAAUUUUUAUCAAAACACUGCCCAUUUUGUUAAAAUUCAUUUAAAAAAUUUAUUGUAUAAAGUUUCCCUUUGGCUUUGUGAACUUUGGUUAGAAGCCAUCCGCCACAGAUGGCAGCACCGUGGUUACACAUUCACUGAAUCGCUCCCGCCAGAUGCCGUGUAUCGAGAGCUAAGAUGUUGCACGUCGAAGCCACCAUCAGCGCGGCUGUCUGCCGAGUGUAGCCUCCCCACUGCGCCACCUCGGCGGCUGGGCUUGUGGCAGGCGCAGGCGACCUCCGGACGUCCUUGCUGUCGCAGGAGCAGUGGCGUAGCCAGCAUUUGUGUAUGGAGGGGGGUUGAGAAGCAUGCUUCCCCCCCCCUAAUAAAAAAUUGGAUUUUAAGGUGUAAAAUAGUGCUAAUUUAGCAGUUUUCGGUACUUAACUUUAAAUAUUGUAAUGGUAAAAAUAUUAUUAAUUUUUUUAAUAAAAAAUUGUUUGAGUGAUGAAAUAAGAAAUUAAUUAAAGAUAUUUUUAUCAAUCCAAAUGCCUUGUUUACGUCCACUCAAAAUCAUAAAUCAUGCUCGAAGCUCGACAAAACAAAAAAAAAAGAAUAAAAAGGAUUGGGUUUCGGCAGAACUGAUCUAUUCCUGGGAACAAUUAGCUUUAGCUUGAAGAGUUACAUGACACCAUGUCGUUUUCUCAAUUCUAUACACACACAGCGAUCCUUACACUUUUGGAAGACCAGUCAACACCUGCUUAUAAUUACCGCGCUGGUUAAAUACAAUAGGUGUAAGAUAUUCGAAAGCUUGGGACCAGUCACGGCGUCACAACCUCAUAGCUUCUGCUCGUGACAGGGGUAGGGGAAGGGAAGGAGAAUCGGUAGGGCUCGCUUACUCUUCCCCUCCAGUGCAGUGUCCGGUGAUAGCAGUAAGACACCCAGGCUUUUAGCUAACCUGCUUUCAGAUAAGAAAAAAUAAUUUUGGCUUAAGGGGGAGGAGGGUUAGAACCCCUAGCCCCCCCCCCCCCUGGCUAGGCCCCUGCGCAGGAGGAAUGUCCUGGACACAGUCUGGAUGUGUGCCCGGGGGGUAGUUGAAAGUACAACUGGACGCGAAGCCGACAGACGUCCGGGUACCACGUCAGGAUUGACUGGUUUGAACCACUGUGCAAACAGUGGUUUAAAUCAACUGUUUAUAAAAAAUGUUUUAAAUAAUGUAUUUUUAAAUAGAAUAUUUUUUUUUUAAUGAAAAGUCUAAUUCCACUCUAAUAACAACAAAAGUUUGCUCAAUAACAUUUGUCAUUUAUGUACAGGAAAAAAACUAUAUACUAAUCAAGAUAUUAUAAUUUAAAUUACAUGCAUAAGUUGUAAAAUAUGCCCAAAUAAAUACUCCUCUAAUAUUAAAAAUAUAAGGGAAUCGUAGUCAAAAGUGCAAAAAAAGAGGAAAUAAAUAAAUUUAUUACUAACACAAAUUCCUAUUCUGUGAGAAAUCACCGACUGUACUGUAAAUCCCCAUUCUGUGAGAAGCACUCACUCUAUGGAGAAUCCUCUUCCUGUGGGCGAAAUACCCUCUCUGUGGUUAAGUCCCGGUCAGAUGUGCAGAUUAGCUGUACUUUUCUGUACUUUUCUGUACUUUUCUGGUUGAACAGGAGUGGCAGGAAGCGGGAUGUUGUUAUGGCAUUCAUUUUAACAUGCUGAGAACCAAAAUAAAUAACGUAAUUAAAAAAAAUUGUUUAAACAAAAAAAGUUUCAAACAAAUAAAAAAAUUCAAAAAAAAAAGGGUUUGUUUAAAAAAAAUUCCGUGCCUGGUCUGCGCCGCGCGUAUCGGCGGACGGGAAUAAGCGUGACUUCACGUCAGCGGUCGCCGUCAGCCGGAGAGUCGUCGAGGCAGCCACGUGGGGAAAAACCCUGCGUUCACAGACACCGGGUCACUCGCCGGAGUAUCCCGCAGUUCGUGAAUCUCUUGGUUCUACUUCAUUACUGAAACUGUCUCACGAUAUACUUCAUUACAGCCGGUAGGUUAAAGCGGGGACGCACCACAACGCCGAAAUACCACAACGCCGAAAUGUCAAAUUGACCAUAACGCCGACAGCUAGAAAACUGCUGUGUACCACAACGCCGAAUUAUCACAAUGCCGAAAUACACUAACGCCGAAAAAUGUCAUUUCAGGACUGCCACAAAGGUUAGGUUAGACUAGACUAGGUUAGGUUAGACUAGGUUAGGUUAGGCUAGGCUAGGAUAGGCUAGGUUAAGUUAGGUUGUAUUACGCUAGGUUAGGUUAUGUAAGGUUAGGUUUGAUUGUGGUAUUUCGGCGUUAAGGUACAUUUAAGAAACACACACAAAUUCAUUCAGUUGUUAAUUCGGCGUUGUGGUACACAGCAGUUUUCUAGCUGUCGGCGUUGUAGUCAAUUUUGACAUUCGGCGUUAUGGUAUUUCGGCGUUGUGGUAACGACCCGGUUAAAGCCGUGUCUGAAUUCCCCUGAAGUACGAGGGCGUAUUGGUGAAUAACACACACGUCAAAUUUUAAGCAGGAAAAUGAUUAGUAAUUAUGAAAUUAUUUACUAUAAAGGGAACUAGAUGGCGCUGCUGACAGGGCGCAAAGCAUUAUCUCGCGAUUCAACGUACCGAUGGCGUUCGUCAGUGACCGGUGAGAUGGCGAUAGUGAUUGCAUCGUCAGCUGUGGAGGAGCAACGAGCUGUGAUAAGAUUUCUCCGAGCAAAAUGAAAAGAAAGUUGGAGAGAUCAAUUCGGAGAAGGUGAAAGUUUUCGAAAAUGACUUCAUUGACCGUAUCAAUUCGUAACAAAAAAAAAAAAAGCUGGUGCGUAUACUUAUGUAAGCGUGUUAGAAGUUAUACUUACUUGGCGUAGUAAAAAACUUUAAUUACGCUUGCAAAUGAUUAAUACAAUAAAAUAAAGGUCCGGAGUUAUUACUGAGGCGUGGAAGCAUGUGAUAAUGACACUUGUAAUGUUCUGAUGUUCAUGAAGGUGAACCUACAGUGUCGGGGUACUUUUCUAGACUAAGGUAUCUAUGCUAGGUAAGUUCGUUGACAGAGCAUAAAUUUAAUCACAAAAACAUUAUCCUCUAAUUGGGUUACAAUUAUCAUCCUGGCACACAUAUAAAAACAGCGGUCAGUGAACUUGCGAAGGAAGUAACCACGGACGCCAGAUACUCGGUCUGGUUCGCUGAAUGCCCCAUGCCUGGAACGUGGUAAUACAGAACUAAAACCACGUGGUCGUGUAUCCCAAAAUUAAACUUCAACAUUAAGACACACGCCUUGCUGAAGAAAAUGUGUGCACCAAAUAUAUGGUAGCAGAUAUUCGAUAGCAUGUGCCCGUAUAUUAUUCAAACAAUUCUACACAUGCAACAUUAAAUGAAACAUUUACGUGAGCCAUACUUUUUUUCUGGCCAUUCUGAAUUGCAAAUUACACUUAAAAAAAGCACUUAAAAAAAAACAAUUACGAAAAUUACUAAAAUUCUGCCCAAAACCAAAAUACAUAUAAGGGCUUAAAGUUUGCGAUUGUUUAGAUAACAUUAUGGCUCACAAAGUCGCUUCAGAAAUACGUUCAUUUAUCUACAAAAUAUGACAAA